AUGGUCUGCAGUAUCGACCGCGUGCUACCCACUGACCACGUGCAGUAUCACACUACCGAUGCAGUGCUGAGCGACAAGGAAUCAGUGCAGGAGUUGUCGCAACAUCCGAACGUGACUGUUGUUGUCAACAUCUCUGGCAAUAGCAGCAGCAGCAGCACUAGGAGUAGUAGGGAUUACAAAGCGGUCGAAAGGAACCAAUGCACCGGUCACACCAUUUGUAGUACCGGUAAGCCGACCACUUUUUGGCUGCUGGUCUACUGCUGCUUCGGUAUUACGGUGUCGUUUGCGCUUCAUGGGGUCGUCCUCGAGAAGAUCACAAUGCACCGCGUUCUGGGCGAACUGUCCAUGACGUUUGUCUUUUGUGGUUUCAAUUCACUCGUUGCAGUGGGCUUACGUCGCCUUCGGAACGAGAAGCGGUCGACAAUGCCGCAACGGUUCGUUGUGGUUGUAGGCGCUCUGGCGUUCGGCUCGACGAUUGCGUCGAUGGUGGCGCUGCGCUACGUGACGUACGUCACACGGAUCCUGGGCAAGUCGUGCAAAUCUAUCCCUGUUAUGGUCGUGGGGGUGCUACUGGGCAAGAAGUACGCAGCGCAAAAGUACGUGUCUGUGCUGGUGCUAUCGAUCGGUGUUGCCGUCUUUUUGUUGGGCACGGACCACGAGACACACAGCCACGUGAUUGAGCACGAUGAGAGCCACGAUCGUAGUCGACUGGAGCAGGAACGGACCCCCGAUAUGGUACUUGGGGUGUCACUGCUGGUGCUUUCACUCAUCUUUGACGGUGCGACGGGCGCUCUGGAAGACAAGUUUAUGGAAGAGUACGACAUUGGCGCCUUUGACCUCAUGUACUACGUCAGCAUGUACAAGGCUCUUUUCUCAGCAGCUGGAAUGGUGAUCAAUGGCGAAGUGCCUGUGUUUGUCCAGCACAUUGUGCCGUCGCUGCCUAGUCUCGUGCUGCUCAGUUUGACUGGUGCUUUUGGCCAGGCCUUCAUUUUCUAUACCAUCAGCACGUUUGGUGCCCUGACGACAGCCAUUAUUGGUACGUGCCGUAAGGUGCUGAGUAUUGUGCUCUCUGUCUUCCUGUUCGGCCACGUACUGACUCUGGGUCAGAUGGUGGGUCUCGGACUUUCCUUCCUUGGUAUUGGACUCAACUGGGCGACUAGCAAGAAUCUCUGUGCCAAGUCUUCGAUGACACGCACCACUGCGAUGGAGUCUCCGGAACUAGAUGUGCUUUCGAAAGAGAGUCUACUUGAGAGCUGCAGUGAUGACACGGCCGACUCGGAAUUGGACGAGCAGGAAAUGACGCUUUUGGACCGCAUCAAAGACGACGAAGAGAUGUCGGCAGAGAUAGCUCGCAAGCUAGAGCUGGUUAACGCGUGGCACCGUCAGACAUCUUGUGAAACAGAGCGAAUAUCGAUGGACGACGAUGCGUUUGAUUCGAAGGAUGUCGCGGCAGUGUAA
This is a messenger RNA of Hyaloperonospora brassicae, 1458 nucleotides long. The record is from the annotation of a GenBank genome assembly. Lineage: Eukaryota; Oomycota; Peronosporomycetes; Peronosporales; Peronosporaceae.